Messenger RNA from Vigna radiata var. radiata (mung bean), 1666 nucleotides. RefSeq lists its product as uncharacterized. Gene Ontology annotation, molecular function: structural constituent of ribosome; 5S rRNA binding. Gene Ontology annotation, biological process: translation. The transcript has 2 exons. The record is from RefSeq and is a predicted model, not a curated record. Lineage: Eukaryota; Viridiplantae; Streptophyta; Magnoliopsida; Fabales; Fabaceae. Bases 193 to 1362 code for a protein of 389 amino acids. Gene Ontology annotation, cellular component: ribosome.
GUCAUAUUGAAGUGCUAUAGUUUGGGAGCAAAGGAUGGCGUUUUUAACUGCCUGAACUUUGAUCGUGGGAUAAACAGUUAUACCCGUUGUACUAUAUGUGGUAUUCCAGAAGACAAAAUAUUCAGAUUUUGUUAAUGACUAUUAUCCGUUUAUAUAAUGAAAAUGAUUUGACCCAGCUCAUGUUUAUAUUUUAUGGCAGUAUUCACUAAACGGCGCAAUAGAAGAGUGCAAAGGAAAAAGGUUGUGUCUCUGUUACUAAGAGCUUCAAGGACGGUCUGCACACCAACUGUUCGGUGUUUUGCUGCUGCGAGCAUUUGGCUUCAACUUGUUUUUAAAGUUUCUCUUUUCAAAUCUCUGGUCAUGUUAUCCUUGCUAGCAAGGAAGAGUGCCACCUUAUACAAUCAGCAUCUUCUCUCUAGGACAUUCAAUCUCUGCUUCAAGACCCUCUCCACCUUUCCUACCAAAGACGUUGACGCAGCCUCGAGUUCUGCUUCCGUGUCACCUUCUGAAUACUCUACCAGCCUCCAUCUUUCUCCAAUUUUCUCCGACUUUAAUCAUCCCUCAACUGGGUUUGAUGUUGAAGUUGUGGAUCAUGAUACUUGGGGUGUCUCAUCUGGGGUGGCACAAGCCUGGAGGGGACCUGCAUCAAGAGCUACUUCUUUUGGUUCCCAAGAGACCGAUGAAGCCAUUGAUGAUCAUGUUGAGGGUGAACUAGAUUUUGAGGAGAUAGAUAACAUGAGAGUUCGUGGGAAUCUGUUUUAUAAGCUUGAGCGCAGCUCCAAGGAGUUUGAAGAGUAUAAUUUCGAUUUUCACAGGAAGAAAUCUUCCAAGAAAAAAGAGGAGGUGAAGAAAGCUACAACAACUCCAAAUUUGGUUUCCAAAGAUCACAAGGUUCCCAGAGUCGAUGAAUUGGCAAGAAGAAAAAGUGCUGUGCCCCGUGUGGACGAAAUCAAUGAUGGGCUUAGUGUGAACAAGAGGCAGAGGACUCCCACGUUUAACCAGCUUACAGGUCCUUACCACGAACCAUUUUGCCUGGACAUUUUCAUAUCAAAAGCCUCUGUUCGUGCUUGCGUUGUUCACAGGGUAACAAGCAAGGUUGUUUCUGUGGCACAUUCCAUUUCCAAGGACAUCAAGUUUGACCUGGGUUCUACCAAGAACAAAACCACUUGUGCCGCAGUGGGGGCAAUUCUCGCUCAAAGAGCGUUGGGUGAUGAUAUCCAUGACGUGAUUUACACUCCAAGGAAAGGAGAAAGGGUGGAGGGAAAGCUUCAGAUUGUUCUUCAGUCCAUCAUUGACAAUGGCAUCAACGUUAAGGUAAAGAUUAAGCAGAGACCCAAGAAACCAUUCAACCGCAUCACCUGAUGUGUGCAUUUUAUUCGGCAAUAUAUAUAUAUAUAUAUAUAUAUAUAUAUAUAUAUAUAUAUAUAUAUAUAUAUAUAUAUAUAUAUAUAUAUAUAUAUAUAUAUAUGGAAGGGGAUAUAGAUCCUUUUACUUGUCACCAUAUUUGAUGUUGAGAGAAAUCGUCAACAAAUGUGCGACUGCAGUUGUGAUCAUGGUGACCUCAAUACUUUUGAUGUUUUGACCGUGUAUUGACAGUUUUUUAAAACCUUGGUAAGGUUAGCCUAGGUAGGGUUUGAAUGAUUAGGUAAAUGUGAACUUCUACAAC